AUGAGCGGCGCUUUCUGCGGCGCGCGUGCGCAGGUGGAAUGGGAGUUUUGGACCAACAGCAACGACGAGUGCGGCUCGGUGUGCGACACCCAGCAGCGCUUCAUCUCCGCGUUCAAAGCGUCCGGCAAGCAGCUGCAGAUCAAGGGUCUGGUGGACUUCCGGCCGCACUACCUGAUCUGGGUAUGCCAGGGCACGGACACCAAGGAGGAGUGUGACAGCCAGUGCAUCCGGGGAGGAGCGUACUGCUGCCCGGACCCCGAUGAUGACAUACACGAGGGCUACUCAGGGGCGGACGUGCUCAAGAUGAACGUACGCUCGCUGUGCUUCGCGCGGGUGGCGCGCGAGCGCGGGGAGCCGUGGCUGUGGUGGGAGUUUGUCGACAAGCUCGGGGCGGAGUGCCGCAUGAAGGACAAGCUGUUCACACAGGAGUGUGCGCAGAAGGUCUUCGACGCGGUCGCCGGCGACAACGUCGGCGGCCCCGACGGGCGCACCGCGUGGGCCAAAUGCAGCGACGUCGGCCCGCCAAACGCGACAGGCUCGAUCCCCAUGCUGGAUGAAGAGCUGGCCGCCCAGACCGGCGACAGCGGCGAGAGCACUGUGGCGAUCCUGCCGACUGUCCGCAUCAACAAGAAGCAGUACAGGGGCAACCUGGGGGCCGGCAGCGUGCUGCGCGCGCUGUGCGCGGCGUUCCCCACGGGGUCGGAGCCGGCGGUGUGCACCGAGACGUGGGUGUCUGAGGACGAGUGCGCGGAGGGCGGCGACGGCUGGAGGGCCUGCAGCAGCGGCCUGAACUCGACCCUGGGCCGCACCAAGUGCAUCAACACGUUCAAGGGCUUCACGUGCGAGUGCGGCCCGGGCUACAUGCGGGUCACGGACAAGGCCAGUGGGCAGGAGACGUGCGCCGAAGUGAACGAGUGCCUGCUGAGCAGCAUUCCCUCCACGCGCCCCGACUGCAAGUGCCCCCGCUGCGUGUGCACCAACACGGUCGGCGGCUUCAACUGCUCCGGCCCAAUCCCCGAGUACUGCACCGCGGAGCAUGACUACGGCGGCUGCUGGAAGGGCACGUACGGCGGCCGCCUCUACCACGCCUGCAGCGACAGCCUGCCCGCGUUCAGCCCCAGCCCGCUUGGCACCCACUGA
Monoraphidium neglectum is the source of this 1140-nucleotide messenger RNA. Its product is annotated as Vacuolar-sorting receptor 3. The transcript has 8 exons. Lineage: Eukaryota; Viridiplantae; Chlorophyta; Chlorophyceae; Sphaeropleales; Selenastraceae. The record is from RefSeq and is a predicted model, not a curated record. Gene Ontology annotation, molecular function: calcium ion binding. Bases 1 to 1140 code for a protein of 379 amino acids.